Salvia miltiorrhiza (redroot sage) is the source of this 327-nucleotide messenger RNA. RefSeq lists its product as uncharacterized. The record is from RefSeq and is a predicted model, not a curated record. Bases 1 to 327 code for a protein of 108 amino acids. The transcript has a single exon. NCBI's taxonomy places the organism in Eukaryota, Viridiplantae, Streptophyta, Magnoliopsida, Lamiales, Lamiaceae.
AUGCGCCACACGAAGGCUCAAAAUGUCAUUGAACGUGCCUUUGGUGUUAUGAAGAUGAGGUGGGGGAUUUUGAGGAGCUCUACGUUUUAUCCCGUGAAGGUUCAGAAUCGACUUAUUAUGGCGUAUUUUAUAUUGAAUAAUUUCAUUAGAACAGAGAUGGACGUGGAUCCUAUCGAACAAGCAUUCGAUAACCUACCACAUGAUACUGAGUUCAAUGAACCGGAACACGGAGAUUAUGUGGAUGCAUUUGAGCUAUCUCCCGAAUGGGCUGCGAACCGGGAUGCCAUUGCACAAACAAUGUGGCAACAAUAUGUUGCAAUGCACUGA